AUGUUCUCCAUAUAUUUGAUCACAAAACUGACAGGAUUUUGUUUUUUCCCUUGCAUGACAUUGAUCUCUACUACUGUCCACGCGCAAACACCUCCAAAUUAUCGACCAUCUACAUCCAAUACCCUCAACGUUACGUUCAAUGAAGGGUUACCAAUAUCGCCAGGCCAGUUUCUGUAUCCCUCUGAGGCAAUGUUCAUGCCUACGCUGUCCUACAGCGACUUAGACCCCUUCGAGCCCUAUAUCGCAUUUAUGAUAGACGUAGAAGUGGUUCAUUCAGGACUCGCGUACCCUUUGCUGCACUGGUAUCAGGCAGAUUUAUGGGCUGACACCACGACCAAUGAGUUUACUCUACGCAACCUCACCAACGCCGGAGCGGCAUACGUUGGACCGCAGCCAAAUGCCGGUCCCAGCCAUUCAUACGUCCUUCUUCUAUUUCGGCAGCCAUUGAACUAUAGGUUUCCGGAGUGUUUUCAAUAUAUGCUUCCGCUGAGCAUGGAGGCCAGAGCGGGAUUUGAUCUCCAAUCAUUCAUCGAGUUGUCUGGCUUGGAAAAUCUGGUGGCUGCAAAUUACUUUCUUUCUCAAAACCCGGAAUCCCGGCCAACUACGACUUCGUUGAUGAAGCCCCCAUGCGCGACAAAGAAAUUCCGAGGAAGUGCAGAGACUGCGGUUCUGAGAUCCGAUCUGUAA
This is a messenger RNA of Talaromyces stipitatus ATCC 10500, 687 nucleotides long. RefSeq lists its product as uncharacterized. The transcript has 2 exons. Bases 1 to 687 code for a protein of 228 amino acids. NCBI's taxonomy places the organism in Eukaryota, Fungi, Ascomycota, Eurotiomycetes, Eurotiales, Trichocomaceae. The record is from RefSeq and is a predicted model, not a curated record.